Molecule: messenger RNA, 3268 nt
Organism: Centrocercus urophasianus (Greater sage-grouse)
Lineage: Eukaryota; Metazoa; Chordata; Aves; Galliformes; Phasianidae
Gene: SLC43A2
Product: solute carrier family 43 member 2
Exons: 14
Coding region: 74-1762 (562 amino acids)
Biological process (GO): transmembrane transport; neutral amino acid transport
Molecular function (GO): neutral L-amino acid transmembrane transporter activity; L-amino acid transmembrane transporter activity
Source: RefSeq, a predicted model, not a curated record
CGGCGGCGCGCACAGCGGUGGGAGCGGGGCUGGGGGUUGAGGCUCGGGACGAGGCUGCACUUCCCACGCAGCCAUGGCACCCACACUUGCUACCGCUCACCGCCGGCGUUGGUGGAUGGCAUUCACUGCCAUCAUUGAGAAUCUGCUCUUCUCAGCUGUCCUGCUGGGCUGGGGGUCCCUGCUCAUCAUGCUGAAGGCAGAAGGGUUUUACUCCUACCUGUGCCACGAAUCAGGAAACUUCACAGACAGCCCUGAGUCUGAGAACAGCACCACAACAGAGCACAAAUGGCCCUCGUGCAACGCACAGGAUGAGAUGCUGAACCUGGCCUUCACCAUUGGCUCCUUCCUGCUCAGUGCCAUCACGCUGCCCCUGGGCAUCGUCAUGGAUAAGUACGGCCCUCGCAAGUUGCGGCUGCUUGGCAGUGCCUGCUUUGCUGUGUCCUGUGUGCUGAUCGCAUAUGGUGCCAGCAACCCCAACACUCUGUCUGUGCUGAUAUUCAUCGCUCUGGCUCUGAACGGCUUUGGUGGGAUGUGCAUGACCUUCACAUCACUCACGCUGCCCAACAUGUUUGGUGACCUUCGUUCCACGUUCAUUGCUCUAAUGAUCGGCUCCUAUGCUUCCUCUGCUGUGACCUUCCCAGGAGUCAAGGUUAUAUAUGACUUUGGGGUCUCCUUCAUCCUUAUUCUGCUUGUCUGGGCAAGCUGUGCAGGACUAGUUUUCCUCAACUGCUUCUUCAACUGGCCACUGGAGCCCUUCCCAGGACCAGAAGACAUGGACUAUACGGUGAAAAUAAAGUUCAGCUGGCUGGGAUUUGACCACAAGAUCACCGGGAAGCAGUUCUACAAGCAAGUCACAACCGUGGGACGCCGACUGAGCGUGGGGAGCUCCAUGAAGGGCCCCAAAGAAUCAGCAGCCUUGCAAGAGAACAACAAGCUCUGCCUGUCCACGGUGGACCUUGAAGUGAAGUGCCAGCCUGACAGCACAGCUUCUCCUUCCUUCAUGAAGAGUGUCUUCAGCCCCAUCUUGUUGCUCAGCCUUAUCACCAUGUGUGUCACUCAGCUGCGGCUCAUCUUCUACAUGGGGGCCAUGAACACCAUCCUUGAGUUUCUGUCCGGAGAUGAAAGCCAAGUGAGUCUCUACACUUCCAUUUUUGGGGUACUGCAACUGCUGUGCCUGCUGACAGCACCUGUGAUUGGGUACGUCAUGGACUGGAGGCUGAAAGAAUGCGAUGAUGGCUCUGAAGAUAAUGAGGAGAGCAACGCUGAGCAAGGUGACAAGAAAAAGAAAAAACGUGACCGUCAGAUCCAGAAAAUCACCAACGCCACCAAUGCCUUUGCAUUCACAAAUGUCCUGCUGGUUGGAUUUGGGGUCACCUGUCUCAUUCCCAAUCUGCAGCUGCAGAUUCUUUCCUUCAUAUUGCACACAAUUGUGAGAGGAUUUAUCCACUCAGCAGUGGGAGGCCUCUAUGCAGCUGUAUACCCCUCUACUCAGUUUGGUAGCUUGACAGGGUUGCAGUCGUUGAUCAGUGCCCUUUUUGCCCUUCUGCAGCAGCCUCUGUUUAUGGCAGUAACAGGACCUCUGGAAGGAGACCCUCUCUGGGUGAACGUUGGCUUGCUUGGUUUGAGCUUACUGGGUUUCUGCCUUCCGAUCUACCUGGUCUGCUACAGACGCAGGCUAGAAAGAGAAAGGAAACAGAAGAUUGAAGAUUCCAAACUCUUCCUCAAAAUCAAUGGCACUCCCAAUGAGGAAGCCUUUGUUUAAACUGGUGCUUCAAAUGCAACCUCCCCUGUACAGGUUCCUACCAUAUCCGUGGGUUCUACCUGUGGUGUAGGCCAGGCUUUUUCUCUCCUGGCUCUGUUCAUCACUGGAGUGAGGGCUGGACAUCAUGACUGAGCUUUCCUCAGAUAUAUGGCAGGAGGAGACUUCACACUCCUUACUCCAGAACACAAGACUUUUUACAAAGGCCACACAGAUAUUGUGUCUUAAACUACCCCCUGAUCACACUCUCCAGCUGCAGAGGUUCUGCAUAGGAAACUGAGAAGGAAGAGAUGGAUGGGGGAAGAGGGAAGAAAGACCUUAAUUUGAAUUUGCAAAUGUAACAUGCUUGAAGUCUGUUUCCCUCCUCUUCUCCCAACCUUGGCUGACUGUCUCAGAUGUAAGUUGCACUCUCCUCUUUUCCUGAGGCUUCAUAAUGGUCUUUCUGCUUGAUAUGUAGCUGAACUCAGCAGUUUUACUGCCUACCCAGAGGUAUCCCAGACUGUUUCUGAGGCAGGGAAGGGGAUUUAUUCCUUCAUAUGUAAGCACGGCUUCAGUGUAUUGCUAAAUGUUGGCUGCUGGCACUGACAGCUCCCCAGUGUUUUAUUACUACAAUGACACAGACUGUGAGCAAUGGAUCUGCCUUCCACACAGAAAUGAAGAGCCUACUGAACUGUUCUUGGUCCUACACCAAGCCUUCAAAGGCUUGGUAUUCCUCUCUUCCCGGCCUGUAAGCCACCUGUACACGUUGUAAACUGCCUGCAGUCCUGGAACUGUUGCGAUAGGAAUUGGAUCUUGUUUACCGAUGAAGUGCUUUUGAGACUUGUUGCCUUUUGCCUCUUCCUCCCUCCAACAUGACCCCAGGAGGGGAGCAGCAGCGUGUAUUUACUGAAGUGGAGAAGCUUCUUGAAGCCGGUUCUGGGGCUCCAAAUACCUUGGUGUUCACUUGUCGUAAGCUGACUUCUUGUUGAGAAGAGUCAAGAGUGCAGCACACUCCUUGUGUUUGGUAACUGGAUCCUGUGGAUGUAUGGCAGGGUGAUGUGGCAAAGUAAUUCUUCCUCUAGCCAUAGCUUAUCUAUAUUGUUCUGACACAGGCUCCAAGCUGCUGAACACCAGGUUACUCUGACUGACCAAAAAGCUGCUGGUUUGGCUGUAUUAAAAGCCUUCUAUGUUGUCGGUGCUCUGUCUGGACAGAGUGCAUGGUGAGCGACUGUAUGGUGAAGCUGACUUGUAGAGCAAUACAUGUGGGUAAAGGUGCCCCAGGGCCCAUCCGCCAUAGAAGGAAUACAAAGGGAAUUCUUAACCCGCUUAUUUUUAUAAUGGUUUUCCUAGGCCUUGCCUAAAGUAGACAUUCCUCCCUUUCACCUUCUCCUCGAGGUCAGCAGCUCAGCCUCGGUAUCUUGUGACUCACAUUAGCCACCACACGUUGCGUGUUGCGUGCAGCACUGCAGCGGCUGAACUAGUGACUGCAGGGAAGUUGGCCGGGAGAAAUAAAUCAAUGAUGAAGGUGGA